AUGGCCCCAAAGUCCCGUCUCGUCGGCCCUCCCGCCAAAUCUGCUUCCCCUAGCUUCGUCCCGUGGCUCUACAGUGAGCUCAAGGCACCCGAGAAUUCAAGUGUCGUGAGGAGCGUCGCUGUCUUUGCGGCAGCCGUAGCGCUCUUUUCGAGCUCAUACGCCGAGUACUUGCUUCCUCCCAGCUGUAUAUACUUUCCUAAUGUUUCACGUAGCCGUAGUAGUAGAUCGGUGGGCAAAAUCAGGCAUGGACGGGAAAAAAAAAACUCGAAGAGAUGGGGGCACAUACAUGCAUGGGCGGCGUGGGAUCAAGAAGGAAAGAGAGGGGAAGAGAAGAAGAGGGGGGCCAAUUGUAUAUAA
Molecule: messenger RNA, 357 nt
Organism: Morchella importuna
Lineage: Eukaryota; Fungi; Ascomycota; Pezizomycetes; Pezizales; Morchellaceae
Exons: 4
Coding region: 1-357 (118 amino acids)
Source: RefSeq, a predicted model, not a curated record